CGGUCGACUCCACACUAUCCAUACUCGGAUCAAGAGGUUUGCUUUCGUUCAGUAUGUUUUGCCUACGCACUUGUAAUAACCGUUUAAUUAUAGUCGAACUAAGUUAGCGUUGUGAGAGGACCACGCUGGAAUUUGUUCAGCAACUUGCGGCAAAAGUUUGGAACUCAUGCUACAAAGUUGCAAACAACGUUUUUGAAUGGAGGCUUCGGCGCUGAGAGCCAUAGUGAGGUUCGGAAAGGGGGCGCAGGCUGGGGUCGUAGGCUGUCUGAUCUGACUUUAUAACCAGACAGCAUCCUGUUGCGAGCAGAGUCAACUGGCCCACCGAGGAGAGGACGGAGCUUCUUCUCGCUAUUAUUCGGAUCUUUAUCCAUUCUGGAGUAGGCCUAGGCAUAAUUGCUUCCGCGGGAUAGCUGACACAUUACGGGAGAAACUGUACUUCAACUUCGGUUCGGGAUCUCCACGUCAGAAUACCCCGUGACAGUGUUCUCUCUCCGCUGCCUGGACUGGACAGUAAAAUCUGUGGUAAUCUUUUACUUUGGGAGUGAGGAGGGUUUGGAUUUUAAUCCUUUCGUUUCAGUUGUUUAUUGUGUUUAACGUUGUUUUAAUUGGCUAGCCUACGUUUUUUUUAUUUUUGACACAUCGUUUUUUUGUGAAAGUUGUGGCUUGAACCUUGAAUCAGAUCAUAGUUUAUACACAUUUUGUAAUUCACUUCAACAUGGAUAAAUACGACGAUUUGGAUCUUGAGGCAAGUAAGUUUUUAGAAGACCUCAAUAUGUAUGAGGCAUCUAGGGACGGGUUGUUCCGAAUGAAGAGGGAUGCAGGGAACAACUCCGACUUUGAAGAAACCAGGAGAGUUUUUGCCUCCAAAAUGACAAAAAUCCACAUACAGAAACAGCAAGAGGAAAUUGCCAAAAACAAUUUGGCAGUGAGAAUGAACGGGGGUCACAACAGAGCGACAGACAGCACGUUUUACACCAAAGACAGGCCGCCUAUCAAUAGCUACAGACAGGCAGGAGAAGCUGCUGCCAAGCCUCCCAUACUCUCUGGCCCUAUGCCAGGCACCGUCAGUGGCGCGAGUCAGUACGCGCCCUGUGACGCUCUGAAACACCAUUCACCCAGUCAACAGGCAUACGGCUACGGAAACAAUUAUGAUAACAAGGAGCGUUUUGAGCCGCAUUCUUACCACCACGCCUUGAGCCCUGGGAACGCACACACACAUGGCUCUGGUCACCCUGCCAGUCCCUCGGGCACUUGGGCCUCCUACUCCUCCAGGGGUGGCCAGGCCUCCCCAGGAUCCUCCAGCCCUGGUGGAUCAUCAGGCCUUAUGUGCAGCUCAUCUCAGCAGCCCCAACACCGCUCACCAUCUCCCUCCUUCUCCGACAGCCUACCAUCUCCAAGCCCCACUAGACUGCACCAGAGCAAGGCUGCCACCCCACUAGUGCGGCAGAGUCCCCCCACGGUGGCUGAUGCUGGGGCUGCAGCAGACUGGAUGCGGAGCUUGGGGAACCCAGACCUGAUAGCACCGCUCCCUCUGAGUGCCUUCACUGGCGGAGCUGACCUGUACCAGCAGCUGUCUCCCCAACCUGCCCAUGUUACACCGCCAACAGGCCCUUACUCUGCAGCACACUCCAUGGCCCCAAGACCAACCACCAACCAGGGAAAUCUAUGCCAGAACGGGCUCUCUCAGAGUCCUGUGGCUGUCCCAUCCCCAGCCCAGCCCAAAGCCACCGCUGGGGCUUACCUUCCUGCCUCUGCCUCUCCCUCUGGAACCAGUGUCUCUAGAAGCUUUGGCCAGGGUCAAGGUGUAGGCCAGGCCCAGGGCAGGCAAGUGGCCAUGGGGGUGGAUGUGCCCUCUGCCCUAGACAGCCAGCUGUCCUCUGGUGGUGAGGCCUGCCAGCUCCAGCCCCAGUCCCAGUAUGAAGCCCCCAGCCCCCCCAGAGCUCUCAAACUGCCCUGCCAGACUCUCCAUGUCCAACCGGAGCAGGGGCCGUCUGCCGCUGAGAUCAAAUUAGAAGCCCUGACCAAGCGUCUAGAGAAGGAAAUGGACGCCCAGCCAAAGGCAGACUACUUCGGGAGCUGUGUGAAGUGUAACAAGGCGGUGUACGGAGCCACUCAGGCCUGCCAGGCUAUGGGAAGCCUCUAUCAUGAUGUCUGCUUCACCUGCAGCGCCUGCAGCAGAAGGCUACGGGGGAAAGCAUUUUACUACGUCGGUGGGAAGGUGUUCUGUGAAGAGGACUUUCUGUAUUCUGGAUUCCAGCAGUCUGCAGACAAGUGUAACGCAUGCGGACAUCUGAUCAUGGACAUGAUCCUGCAGGCCCUUGGGAAGUCCUACCACCCUGGCUGUUUCCGUUGUGUCAUCUGCAACGACAGUCUGGACGGAGUGCCCUUCACUGUGGACACAGAGAACAAGAUUUACUGUGUCAAAGACUACCACAGGGUCUUGGCCCCCAAAUGUGCAGCAUGUAACCAGCCCAUCCUGCCUUCAGAGGGCUCUGAUGAAACCAUCCGAGUGGUAUCCAUGGAUAAAGACUACCACGUAGAGUGCUAUCACUGUGAGGACUGUCAGAUGGAGCUGAAUGACGAGGAGGGGCACCGCUGCUACCCGCUAGACGGCCACCUCCUCUGCCACGCCUGCCACCUGAAGCACAUCGAGCCGGGCUGCGCCUCGCCCACCGCUGCCUCCUACCAGCACCAGUUCUAGUCCUAGGAUCUAGUGCAUGGUGCCACCAGGUGGCCCUCUGAACUAACUGCCAAUAAUCUACCACAACCAAUCUGCCAAAAAAAGCUGUCUAUAAUGGUUGGAAUGAUAAUGUAUGCCUUUACUGUACAUCUCUGAUGUAAGUGAGGUCUCUGUUAGGGUUAAUUGUGCGAUUGGUUGAUUGAUUGAUUGAUUGAUUGAUUGUGUGUGUGCGUGUGUGGGAGUGUAAUUGAGAUAGACCUGUUAUUAUUUUUGAUGUAAAAAUCUAUUUCUCUAUUGAAGACAGUGUUUAUUAGUUGUAAGGUGUUGAACUUUCAUCUGACACGAAUGUUAAUAAUCUGGAAAUAACUAACUUUUUAUCCUAAAUAUAUAUAUUUAAAUACCAAUGCCAAAGCACAGUUAUAUUUUGAUGACUGAUACCAAAACAAUUAAGCAUGGAAUUAUAACAAUACAAUUUAUAGUCUCAAUUAGGUGCAUUUUGUGUAAAUAAGUAUACAUUUCAUGUGCUUGUGUAAAUAUCUUGAUCUUCAUUUUCCCCUUUAUGUGCCAUCAAUUUCAGUUGCUCAGUUUUAAUCAAUGUAUUUGUAGAUACUGAUACAGUAGCAAUAGUUUGCAUAGCUUAAUAGAGAAAUGUCCCAAUUUUGUUGUAUGUCUCUGUGUGUGGGUUAUGACAUUACAUUUUAUACUAGAAAUACUUUCCUUCCUCAUUUUAGUUAAUAUACAGGCAGUGUCUAGAAAGUCAAAGUUAGCAUUUUAAAACACAAACUGUACAGGGUCCUUUAUCAUUCCAUGUCAGUGGGAAUCAUGUUGUAUUAGUAUUACAUUUCUAUUGUUAAAUUAACCCUGGAUGUUCUGUUCCCAACACUGAUACUGGGUUAAUAUUCCUAAUGUCCUCUGUCCACUCCUAGAAUAUACUUUCUAUUGCAUUAUUAACCCAAAUAUGUCAGUUAUGUUAUGUCUGAGUGCUGCACCCAAAGCCAACAGUGUUUCCAAAAUCCCUGCACACAAUUACCACCUAAGUAGGUAGAUAGCUAGGUUUAUUCUAUUCCAAUAAACCCCUGAAUGAAAUAUCUAUGAACAACCCCUGAUAACCCAUUUUGGUUUGCAGUGAUAAAAAAAGUGACUCUAAAUGAUUAAGUUUCAGUAGGCUUAGUCUAUCAUAUUUCAUGCUUUAUUAUAUUUAUGCUUGUUUAAAAAAAAAUGCAAUGAUCAUUAAUCACUUGUUCAAAGUACAUGAAGUAUGUGAAGUAUUCCAGUAGCUUACUGUAUUUAAAAAUUAUUUGAGAGAUGUCCAAAUGAAAUAUAUAAAACAAAAAAAAUUCAUUGUAA
Messenger RNA from Coregonus clupeaformis (lake whitefish), 4027 nucleotides. Its product is annotated as LIM domain-containing protein 1-like. Lineage: Eukaryota; Metazoa; Chordata; Actinopteri; Salmoniformes; Salmonidae. Gene Ontology annotation, molecular function: transcription corepressor activity. The transcript is spliced from 8 exons. Gene Ontology annotation, biological process: negative regulation of hippo signaling; cytoskeleton organization; regulation of DNA-templated transcription. The record is from RefSeq and is a predicted model, not a curated record. The coding region runs from base 716 to 2701 and encodes 661 amino acids. Gene Ontology annotation, cellular component: nucleus; P-body; transcription regulator complex.